CUCAUGGUCUGACCAAUCAGAAGCGAGGUUAGGAAACUCUGGUAGCUAGAAAGAAAACUUAUAGAGUUGUUGAGGUUUUUGGGUUGGUGUUGAUGUUGGAGAUCGGACAAGGAAUCUGACACGGAAUCGGACACGGAAUCGGACACGGAAUCUGUCCCGGGUUUGAGACGCGCUGGAGGAGGGACAUGGGAGCAACCUUAGGGACCUUCAGCCUUCUGCACUGGGCUCAGUGUCUGUGUGGCUCGGCGACAUGUCUGACAUGUCGUUUUUGCUCCAAAUGUAAGAACUCAAUAGUGACUCGAAUCAUUUACGCCUCAAUCCUCUUACUCGACACCAUCAUCGCCUGCAUCAUGCUGUCACCCAGCGUCGAGCGGCAGAUGAAACAGAUCCCUGGAUUUUGUGAAGACGACACGAGCUCCAGCACUGCAGGAACUUUUCAGUGUGACACGUUUGUGGGCUUCAAAGCUGUGUAUCGUCUUUGCUUUGGCAUGAGCAUGAGCUUCGUGGCUUUUUGUCUGCUGACCAUCAACAUAAAGAACAGCAGAGACCCUCGAGCUGCAUUUCACAACGGCUGCUGGUUUUUCAAAAUCACGAUCAUUAUUGCGCUCACAGUCGCUGGCUUUUACAUUCCAGAGGGACAUUUCUCUUACAUUUGGUUUGUAGUAGGUGCACUUGGAGCUUUCUUCUUCAUCCUCAUCCAGCUCAUCCUCCUCAUGGACUUUGUGCACUCGUUGAGCGAGUCGUGGCACGACAAGAAAGAAAACCAGAACCCAAAGCUCUGGGGUUGUGCCCUGAUAAGUGUAACCUUAGUGAACUACUCUGUGUCCGUCCUCGGCAUCACGCUCUUGUUCAUAUUUUACGCUCGGCCCAUGGAGUGUUCACUCAGCAGGUUCUUCAUCAGCUUCAACCUCAUCCUCUGCAUCAUUGCUUCAGUCAUCUCUGUUCAGAACAUAGUUCGUAAACGUCUUCCUGCUUCUGGACUCAUGCAGUCGUCCUUCAUCACUCUGUACACUGUCUACCUCACCUGGUCAGCUGUGACAAAUGAACCAGAAAAAUCCUGCAAUCCCAGUCUGCUGAGCAUCUUCCAGCAGGAUCCUGUUCUCAAUAGCUCUUCAACAAACCAAACCCAGCAGGAGAGCCCAAAGCAUCCUUACUUCUUAACGGAGGAUGCACAAAGCAUCGUGGGAUUGUUAGUGUUUGUCGUGUGCAUUUUAUACUCGAGCAUUCGCUCGUCCAGCACCAGUCAGGUGAACAAACUCCUGCUGACUCCAUCAAAUGCCGUGCUGAUCGACAACCCCUCCACAGGAAGCCUCUGUGCCCCCGAGGGGCCGAGACGUCUGGUAGAUAACGAGAGAGACGGCGUCCAGUACAGCUACUCCUUCUUUCACAUGCAGCUCUUCCUCGCUUCUCUCUACAUCAUGAUGACACUCACAAAAUGGUACAGACCUGAUGCCAACUACAAUGACAUCACACACAAGAGAGGACCAGUGUGGGUGAAAAUCUCGUCCAGUUGGACUUGUGUCUUUCUCUACGUCAUGACUCUGAUCUCUCCCAUCAUCUUCCAGGACAGAGACUUCUCAUAACCACUGUACUGAUUUCACCCUCAUGUGAUUCUUCAUCCGUCUUCUGCAGCACGUCUGAUCCACAGGGACGUCUGGACGUCUAGCCCGUGUUCUGCUGAUCAGUUGUUAAGUCACUUUCUAAAAGUUCUUACUUUUUAUUUUUGAGAAAUUUUGUCAUUUUUUGGAACAUUUUUCUCUUGAGGUUUUAUGUAACGUCUGAAAAUAUUCCGAUAUUUUUAAGGACACUUUCUUUUUCUCUUGCAAGGUUUUUUACAUAAAAUUGAAAAAGAACAAAAAAAGUUGUUUUAUAUAUUUUUUUUACCUUUUUAUCUAAACUUUUCUAAAGUUUGAGAAGUAUUGUGAUUUUUUUCUCUAAAGAUGUUUUGUUCCAUUUUUAAACUCAAGCUUAAUGGAAGAUUUGAGAAACGAGAGAUUUUAUAUACAAUUUAGAAAUAUUGUGGUAAAAUUUUGCAUAAGACAUUUAAUCACUUUUUCCCAGAGGCUUUGUGUAACGUUUGAGGAACUUAAAGCAUUUGUGAUAUUUUGCAGUUUUUUUUCCAAAAAUAAAAAAAGAAAAGACUUUUA
Molecule: messenger RNA, 2147 nt
Organism: Tachysurus vachellii
Lineage: Eukaryota; Metazoa; Chordata; Actinopteri; Siluriformes; Bagridae
Gene: serinc3
Product: serine incorporator 3
Exons: 10
Coding region: 186-1583 (465 amino acids)
Cellular component (GO): membrane
Source: RefSeq, a predicted model, not a curated record